Messenger RNA from Naegleria gruberi, 681 nucleotides. RefSeq lists its product as uncharacterized. Lineage: Eukaryota; Heterolobosea; Eutetramitea; Acrasida; Naegleriidae. The transcript has a single exon. The coding region runs from base 1 to 681 and encodes 226 amino acids. The record is from RefSeq and is a predicted model, not a curated record.
AUGAUCCGAGAACCAUCAGCCUUUGAUGUAUCAUCACAUUCCGAAGCAUUAAAAUCAUCAGGAUCAUCAACUCCUUCAUCUCCUUCACCUUCUUCCACCUUCUCUGAUAUUAAAAAAUCUAUUCGUUAUUCUAUUGUGGAAAAAUUUGGAUAUCAUGAAUGCGCAUUGAAAAAGAAGGAAUUUCUCAUGAUUAUGAAUACCUACACAAGUACACUCAAAUCAAUUAUUGAAGAUACAGGAGAUGAGGAGAAACAAAAAGCAUUUCUAAUGGGAACAACACUUUUUAUUCAAAGUGUACUGUCAAAUUUCAAUAAUUAUAGAUUCUUUAUUGGACCAUCCAAUCAAAUGAAUAAGGGAAUGGUCAUUGUACAAAAUUGUGCCAAUGAUUUACUGACACCAGAAUUCUACUACUUUGUUGAUGGCUUGAAAGAAGAAGUGUUCCACACCAAACCACAUCAAACAAACACCACAACAACCAACACAAUUAGCCAUAGUACUGUAUCCUCUCAGAAUCCAAACAAUCCUCAUCCCUAUGCAACUCCAUCCCCAACAGAUUCCAUUGACAUUACUGGUUUAAAAUCGCCCAAUUUUGAUGAACUCACCAAUACAAGCGAUAGCUUUGUUGGAAGUGCAUCUAGUACUGGAUCCAUUCCAAUCAUUGAUCACCAUGAGAAUAUGUAA